GCUACCACACCUUGUCCAGUUCCAGUGAGAGAACAGCAUGGAGGAAGUUCUGAAGCGCAACAACCACACCAGCAACUAGGAGCAGAGCAGCAGGAAGUCGGUCAUCAAUUGAUGUACCGCGAUCGGCCUUUGUAUCGGAACGAAACCACCGGCGCCAUCAUUUAUUGGUCGGGUACUUGGAAACUGAAUUGCUGUCAGCGCACAGACGGUUGGCUCUACUGGAACGACUCGCCAGUCGUGAAACAAGCUCCCACUGGGGAAUGGGACGGCGCUGUUGGGCUCUUAGAUGCUGCAUAUUUUCCGGAACGGGCACUGCCUGUAGGGCAUCCUGGACGAGCACCUCUUUUGUCAUCAGCGGCGAACUUUAGUUCUGGUGGGACGAGUAGUACGAAAAGCGGCACAAAGUGUUUUCUUAGACGAGGGACCACGGAUUGGAUACGAGACCAACCAGCAAGUCGUGCACCAAUUGCAGUACAACAAGAACAUGGACAAAAUGAAACUACAGCAAAACCAUCUUCAUCUUCUUCUGCACAUCAGCUAACGAUAGGGUCUCUAGUGGU
Messenger RNA from Amoebophrya sp. A25, 560 nucleotides. Lineage: Eukaryota; Dinophyceae; Syndiniales; Amoebophryaceae. The record is from the annotation of a GenBank genome assembly.